Molecule: messenger RNA, 16676 nt
Organism: Phyllostomus discolor (pale spear-nosed bat)
Lineage: Eukaryota; Metazoa; Chordata; Mammalia; Chiroptera; Phyllostomidae
Gene: USH2A
Product: usherin
Exons: 72
Coding region: 50-15973 (5307 amino acids)
Molecular function (GO): protein binding
Source: RefSeq, a predicted model, not a curated record
GGAGGGGCCGUGGGGAGUAUAGGAUAAGGUGUACUGCUACUUUAAAAUUAUGCCUGCCUGGCCCCUCCAGGUCCCGCCCCCUGCUCCAGGCACCUGCGGAAGGCCUGGGGAGCUCAGUUCCCUGCGGGCCGCAGAGCUGACUGCACCGAGUUUCAGACACCAGCUGCUACCCAUGUCUCCGCUGUUGCCCAGGACGCCUUUGGAACUACCUCAGUGUGAAAACGUGCCUGCAGUCUCCCGAAAAUGGAAGACCUGCCGGUUCCUUAGAGCACCUGGCUUCCACGUGGGGCUGGCGAGCAGCGGCAGCGGCCUGAUUACUUAUUUAGGGACGCUUUCCCGGGAGGAGAAUGCUUUUUUUGUAAACAUGCAUUGCCCGGUUCUCUCCCUGAGCUUCGGUUUCUUGUUUCACAUCCUUGAAACGUCGAUCUUUUCCUACUUCGCUUCCCUGUCGCGGGCUGACGCGCAGGGCCUUUUCCCGAGGCUGGAGAACGUGGGCGCUUUCAAGACUGUCUCGGUUGUGCCAACCCACGCAACGUGUGGGCUCCCAGACGGAAGCACGUUCUGCCGCAUCUCCGAGGCUGCUGACAGUCUGGAGUUCUGUAGCCAGCAGCUUUGCGUCCAGGACUGCCCCCACAGAUCUGCACCCCCGGCCUUCACCGCCCUUCUCUCAGCAGGCCUCGGGAGCUGCAUCGCCACCGACCAGCAGGACCUGCAGCCCUACUCCCGGAAAAACGCCACAAGCUUUAUUUUCGGAAAUCACAAGAAUUGCUUUUCCGCUCCUCCUUCUCCAAAGCUGGCGGCAUCCUUUACUCUAGCUGUGUGGUUGAAACCCGAGCAAGAAGGUGUAAUGUGUAUUAUAGAGAAGACGGUGGACGGGCAGAUCGUGUUCAAACUCACAGUAUCCGAGAAAGAGACCGUGUUUUAUUACCGCACAGAACAUGGUUUGCAGCCUCCAAUAAAAGUAACAGCACUGGGGAGAAUUCUCGUGAAGAAAUGGAUUCAUCUGAGUGUGCAGGUGCACCAGACGAAAAUCAGCUUCUUCAUCAAUGGGGUGGAGGAGGAUGGAACGGCCUUUGAGGCUCGGACUCUGCGUGGUCCAGUCGCGGAUGCUGCCUCUGGCGCCACGCAGAUAGGACAGAGCGCGCACGGCUUAGAGCAGUUUGUUGGAAGAAUGCAAGAUUUUCGCUUAUACCAAGUGGCUCUUACAAACAGGGAGAUCCUGGCUGUCUUCUCCGGGGACCUGCCCGGGCUGCACGUGCAGCCGCACUGCCGGUGCCCCGGCAGCCACCCCCGCGUGCACCCUUUGCGGCAGCGGUACUGCGUCCCUAACGGCGUGGAGGACACCACCGGCAACAGGGUGUUGCGGCUGAGUCCUGACGCCCACCCCCUUUCUUUUGUCAAUGACAAUGAUGUGGGUACUUCGUGGGUGUCACGUGUGUUUACGAACAUCUCCCAGCUUGAUCGAGGAGUGACCGUGUCCCUAGAUUUGGAAAACGGACAGUAUCAGGUGUUUUACAUCAUCAUCCAGUUCUUCAGUCCCCUGCCGACAGCGAUAAGGAUUCAAAGGAAGAAAGAAGGCAGCCUGGAUUGGGAAGACUGGCAAUUCUUCGCUAGAAACUGCAGUGUUUUUGAAAUGGCAAACGACGGAGAUUUGGAAAAUUCUGAUUCUGUCAACUGCCUUCGGCUUCCCAAUUUUACUCCAUAUUCCCGUGGUAACGUCACAUUUAGUAUCCUCACGCCUGGACCAAACGCCCGCCCCGGAUACAAUGAUUUCUAUAAUACCCCAUCUCUUCAGGAGUUCGUGAAAGCCACACAAGUAAGGCUUCAUUUCCACGGACAGUACCAUACAACCCAGCCUCCCGCCAGCCUCAGACACCGCUACUACGCCGUCAGUGAAAUCACCAUCACUGGGAGGUGUCAGUGCCAUGGCCACGCUGCCCACUGUGACACGGCCAGCCGGCCCUACCGCUGCCUCUGUGCUCAGGACAGCUUCACCACGGGACUGCACUGUGAUCGCUGCCUGCCUCUUUAUAACGACAAGCCUUUCCGCCCUGGAGAUCAAGUUCACGCUUUCAGCUGCAAACCUUGUCAAUGCAACGGCCACUCCAGAAGCUGCCACUAUGACCGCUCAGUGGACCCAUUCCCGGCUGAGCACCACAGAGGCGGGGGAGGAGUCUGUGAUGACUGUGAGCACAAUACGACAGGAAGGAGCUGCGAGCUGUGUAAGGAGCACUUUUUCCGGCCGGUCGGGGCAGAUCCCUCAGCCGCGGAUGUGUGCCGGCCAUGUGGCUGCCACGAAGCUGGCACUAGAAACAGCAGCCUCCGGUGUGACCAGAUCGGAGGCCAGUGUGAUUGUAAGAGACGUGUUACCGGCAGACAGUGCAAUGAGUGCCUGAGCGGAUUCUACAACCUGCGCAGGCCAGAUCCCGACGGCUGCAGUCCCUGCACCUGCAAUGCCUCCGGGACCGUGGAUGGAGAUAUUACCUGUCACCCGGAGUCAGGCCAGUGCAAGUGCAAAGCCAACGUCAUGGGGCUCCGAUGCGAUCGCUGCAACUUUGGAUUUAAAUUCCUCCGGAGUUUUAACGAGGACGGAUGUGAGCCCUGCCGGUGUCACCCCUACGGCUCCGUGGACCGAGGCUGCGACCCUCUUUCGGGCCAGUGCGCGUGCCGAGGGGAAGCUAGAGGCCUCCAAUGUGACACCUGCGGAGACCACUUUUACGGCCUGGACUCCGCCGGCUGCAAGGCCUGCCUCUGCGACCCCGCCGGGUCCCUCCCCGGGACGGUCUGCGACGCGCGCACGGGCCAGUGCCGCUGCAAGCCCCACGUCGGAGGCCGGCAGUGUGACGGGUGUGUGGAGGGGUACUUCCGCCGACCGCAAAACGAUUCUUUCCUCUGCCUGCCCUGUGACUGUGACAAGACGGGGACGGUAAACGGCUCCCUGCUGUGCGACAAAUCCACAGGACAGUGUCCUUGCAAGUUAGGGGUAACUGGUCUUCGCUGCAACCGCUGUGAGCCUCACAGGUACAACCGGACCGCUGGCGGUUCCCAGGGCUGCCAGGUGUGUGAGUGCGACUCCUCGGGGACAGUACCUGGGACCGUUUGUGACCCAGGCAGCGGCCAGUGCCGAUGCUUGCCUGAUCGUCAAGGAAGAAGGUGCAAUCAGUGUCAACCAGGUCUGUAUGUCUCCCCGGGCAAUGCCACCGGCUGCCUGCCUUGUUCCUGCCACCCAGCUGGUGCAGUCAGCCACAUCUGCGACAGCCGGACGGGCCAGUGCGUUUGCCAAGAUGCCUCCACCGCGGGGCCCCGUUGUGACCGCUGCCAGGACCUGUACUUCGGAUUCGAUCCUCAGACUGGAAGAUGUCAGCCUUGCAAUUGUCAUCUCUCAGGAGCUUUGAAUGAGACCUGUCACUUGGUCACGGGCCAGUGUUUCUGUAAACGAUUUGUCACCGGCUCCAAGUGCGACGCCUGUGUUUCCGGCGCGAGCCACUUGGACGGCAGCAACCCCUGGGGCUGCAGCAAGGCUCCGUCCCAGCAACCCCCUCCCAGAGGACGAGUUCAAAGUUCUUCUGCUAUCAAUCUCUCCUGGAGCCCACCUGAUUCUCCCAAUGCCCACCGGCUUACUUACAGUUUAUUCAGGGAUGAUUCUGAUAUCUACACAACUGAAGAUCAAUACCCAUACAGUAUCCAGGACUUCUUAGACACUGGCCUGUCACCGUAUACCUCCUAUUCCUAUUCCGUCAAGGCUACCAACGUGCACAGCUCGACAUGGAGUGCAGCGGUGACCUACAGGACAACCCCGGGGGUCCCAGAGGGACACCUGAACUUGACUUACGACAUUCCUGUCGGCCCCAACUCUGUGACACUCACCUGGACAGCACCCUCAAAUCGUUCUGGGCCCAUAGAGAAGUACAUUCUGUCCUGCACCCCUUUAGAUGACGUCCGGCCGUGCGUUCCCCAUGAAGGUCAUGAGACCUCAGCAACCAUCCAGAACCUGGUCCCAUUCACGAAGUACCACUUUUCUGUGCAGGCAUGUACUCAAGGGGGCUGUUUGCACAGCUCACCCGUAACGGUGACCACAGCCCAGGCGCCGCCUGCAGGGCUGGGCCCACCCCGGGUGCGGAAGAUCAGUCCCACAGAGCUUCACGUAGACUGGGCUCCGCCGGGGCAACCAAAUGGAAUAAUUAUAAGAUACGAACUCUACAUGAGAAGAUUGAGAGCUAAUGGGGAGACCGUGUCAGCGGAAAGGCGGGUUUUCGAGAGCAGCUGCUGGCUCAGUCCGCGCCCAUUUGCAGAAUCAGCCGAUGAACACGCGCUGACAGCUCCUCAGGCAUCCGCAACCAUCACCGGCCUGGAGCCGUACACCCAGUAUGAGUUCAGAGUCUUGGCCGUGAACAUGGUUGGCAGCGUGUCCUCGGCCUGGACCUCGGAAAGAACCGGAGAAUCGGAGCCUGUGUUCAUGGCCCCCCCUGCGGUGCUCCCCCUCUCACCGUCGUCUCUCAACGUGUCCUGGGAGAAGCCGGCCGACACCGUGGUCAGAGGGCAGGUGGUGAGGUACAACAUCCGCACGGUUUCUGAACAGCCACCUCAACGGUCUGCUCCGGGGGUGUUCUCACAGGUGGUGGCCACAGCCAACCCCCAGCAAUUGUCCUAUGUUGUAAGUGGCCUGAAACCCUACAGAAUCUACAACUUCACCGUUUCUGUCUGCAACUCAGUGGGUUGUGUAGCCAGUGCUCCGGGAGCCGGACAGACACUAGCAGCAGCACCGGCCGGGCUGCGGCCUCCGCUGCUGGAAGGGCUCGGCAGCACCACCAUCCACGCCCGAUGGCUCCCACCUGAGGAACUGAACGGCCCCUCCCCGGUCUACCAGCUGGAGAGGAGAGAGUCCUCGCUCCCGGCCCCCGGGGCCAGCAUGGUGAGGGGGAGGCGCUUCCCAGGACACGGGUAUUGCCGCUUUCCCAGCUCCACUCACCCCAUCAACACGGACUUUACCGGCAUCAAGGCCAGCUUCCGCACCAGGGCGCCUGAAGGUGUGAUCGUCUUUGCUGCGUCCCCGGGCGGUCAGGAGGAGUAUUUUGCACUGCAGUUGAAACGCGGGCGUCCUUAUUUUCUUUUCGAUCCUCAGGGCUCGUCAGUGGAAGUGACCACAACCAAUGACGAUGGCAAACAAUACAAUGAUGGCAAAUGGCAUGACGUCAUCGCUAUCCGGCAUCAGGCUGUCGGCCAAAUCACCCUGGACGGGCAGUACACUGGUUCCUCUGGGCCCCGGAACGGCAGCACGAUCAUUGGCGACAACACAGGCGUGUUUGUGGGGGGCCUGCCGAGGGGCUACGCCAUCCGGAGGAGGCAUCCCGGCAUCAUCCGAAAGGGCUUUGUGGGCUGUCUCAAGGACGUGUAUUUUAUGAAGAAUUACAACCCCUCUGCUCUGUGGGAGCCUCUGGAUUGGCAGAAUUCUGAAGAGCAACUCAACGUGUACAACACCUGGGAAGGAUGCCCCUCCUUGCUGCAGGAGGGGGCCCAGUUCCUAGGGACAGGAUUCCUGGAGCUUUACCCAUACAUGUUCCAAGGUGGACUGGACUUUGAGAUUUCUUUCACCUUCAGAACAGACCAGUUGAAUGGAUUGCUUCUCUUCAUUUACAACAAAGAUGGACCUGAUUUUCUUGCUGUGGAACUGAAGAGCGGGCUCCUGAGCCUGCGGCUGAACACCAGCCUUGCCCUCACCCGCCUGGACCUGUGGCUGGGGCUGUCCUACUGCGACGGACAGUGGAACAAAGUCGUUCUCAAGAAGGCGGGCCCCGUUGUCUCAGCGAGCGUGAACGAGCUGACGGAGCGCGUGUCGGAGUCCAGAGCCCAGCCCCUGACGCUGAACUCCCCCGUGUAUGUGGGGGGAGCCCCAUCGUGGCUGCAAGACGCGUAUAAACACCUGACUUUGGAACCAGGUUUCGGUGGCUGCAUGAAGGACGUGGCGUUCGCACGGGGUGCCGUUGCUCACUUGGCGUCUGUGUCCAGCGGUGCUGUCAGAGUCAAUCUGGACGGGUGCCUGUCAAGUGACAGCGCAGUUAACUGCCGGGGAAAUGACUCCAUCCUGGUGUACCAGGGAGCAGAGCGGAGCGUCCUCGAGCACGGCCUCCAGCCCUUCACAGAAUACCUGUAUCGAGUGAUAGCCUCACAUGAAGGCGGUUCCGUCUAUAGUGAUUGGAGCCGGGGACGAACCACCGGAGCCGCUCCGCAGCGCGUGCCGCCUCCCGCCCGAGUCCGCAGCGCACACGGGCGCGGCGUGGAGGUGGCCUGGGAUGACCCCGCCGUGGCGAGGGGUGUGAUCGAGAAGUACCUCCUGCGAGCCUACCGGGAGGGCGGCAGCCCCCACCCACCCCGCACGCCCGCCGCCACUUCGGAGCUGGCCAACGCCAGCGCCCGCUCAGGCGUGCUGACAGGCUUGCUACCCUUCACGAGCUACGCGGUAACCCUAACCGCCUGCACUCUGGCCGGCUGUACUGAGAGCUCACAGGCAUUGAACAUCUCUACUCCACAAGAAGCGCCACAAGAGCUUCAGCCACCAGUAGCCCAGUCCCUUCCCGAUUCUCUGCUAGUCUCCUGGGAUCCGCCCAAAAAGGCGAACGGCAUUAUAACGCGGUACUCUCUGUAUAUGGAUGGCACGCUGAUCUAUUCAGGCAGCGGAGAGAACUACACAGUCACAGAUUUAGCAGUAUUCACGCCCCACCGGUUUCUACUGAGCGCGUGCACAUGUGCCGGAUGUACAAACAGCUCCCUGGUCACGCUGCACACGGCCCAGCUGCCCCCAGGGCACGUGGACCCCCCCACUCUGACCAUCCUGGACCCGAGGACUGUACACGUACAGUGGAAACAACCGAGAACAGCAAAUGGAAUUCUGGAACGCUAUAUAUUGUAUAUUUCAAAUCACGUGCAUGAUUUUACAAUUUGGGACGUCAUCUAUAACAGUACAGAGCUUUCUGAGGAUCACAAACUACAACACCUUUUGCCCGGGACUAAAUAUCUUAUCAAGCUGGGGGCUUGCACAGGGGGCGGGUGCACACUGAGCGGGGCCAGUGAGGCCCAGACCACGGCAAGUGCACCCGAGGGUGUGGCCGCCCCCAGCGCGCACUCCUAUUCACCCCACUCCUUCAACGUCUCCUGGACAGAGCCUCAGUAUCCGAACGGUGUUGUCACUAGUUAUGGGCUGUAUCUGGAUGGCGUGCUAAUUCACAACUCCUCAGAACUCAGCUGCCACGUCCAUGGGUUCGCGCCGUGGAGCUUACAUUCCUUUCGCGUGCAAGCAUGCACGGCCGAAGGCUGCGCGCUGGGCCCACUGGUAGAAAAUCGAACUCUAGAAGCUCCUCCGGAAGGAACGGUAAAUGUGUUUGUCAAAACAGAGGGAUCCCGGGAAGCCCGCGUGAGCUGGGCAGCCCCUUCGCACCCGAACGGACGCUUGACGUACUCGGUCCUUUUUACUGGGAUGUUCUACACAGAGCAAGCAGAUAAUAACUGGGCUUUCCUGCACGGCACAAAAGUGGUGCACAGUGGCGAAGAGACUGACGUCUGGGUGCCUGUCGCCGGGCUGGUCCCUUUUACUAACUACACCGUGCACGUGAAUGCUUCCGGUGCCCGGGGCAGCUUGCUGAGCGAUCCCACUAUGCUCGUCAUGCCACCAGGGGCUCCAGAUGGCGCGCUGCCUCCCAGGCUUUCAGCUGCCGCUCCGACCAGUCUUCAGGUUGUCUGGUCCCCACCAGCUCGCAACAACGCCCCGGGCUCUGCCCGGUUCCAGCUCCAGAUGAGGCCCAGCCACUCCCCCCGCGGAUUUCUAGAGUUAUUUUCCAGCCCCUCGGCAUCGCUGAGCCAUGAAGUGAGAGAUCUCCAGCCGCACACGGAGUACGAGUUUCGGUUGGCUGCCUGCAACGGGUUUGGCAGCACGCACAGUGCUUGGGUUGCGUUCAUGACGACAGAGGACAGACCCGGACCUGUCGACCCUCCGAUUCUUCUGGACGUGAGAUCAAGAACGCUAUCAGUCACCUGGCAGCAUCCUUUAAAGCACAAUGGCAUCCUUACCCAUUACCAUGUCUACCAGCGUGGCCGUCUCCUUUUGACGACGUCUGGGAAUGUCACCAAUUGCACGGUGACCCAUUUGCACCCAUUCACCGCCUAUGCAUUUCAGGUGGAAGCCUGCACUUCGAAAGGGUGUUCCCUCUCGCCAGAGUCCCAGACUGUGUGGACACUCCCAGACGCACCAGAAGGCAUCCCGAGCCCAGAACUGUUCUCUGAUACCCCAAUGUCCGUGAUCAUAUCGUGGCAGCCCCCUACCCACCCCAAUGGCUUGGUGGAGAACGUCACGAUCGAGAGGAGGCUUCAGGGCAAGGAGGAAGUCACUGCCCUGGUGACUCUCCCAAGAAAUCAUUCCAUGCGGUAUAUCGACAAGACAGCUGCUCUCAGCCCGUGGACGAAAUACGAAUACCGCAUGCUGAUGAGCACUCAACAUGGAGGUACAAACAGCAGUGCUUGGACCGGAGUGACCACGAGACCCUCACGCCCUGCUGGGGUGCAGCCGCCCACGGUGCACGUGCUGGGGCCAGAUGCAGCCGAGGUCGCCUGGCAGCCCCCGCUCGUCCAGAACGGAGACGUGCUCCGCUACGAGGUCCGCAUGCCCGACCCUGCCAUCGCGGUUCCCGACGUCACGCCCUCGGCCUUACGUCGCGUGAUCGCUCCCCUGAUUCCUUUCACGAACUACUCUGUCACCGUCGUGGCCUGCACCGGGGGUGGCGGGCACCUGGGAGGGUGCACAGAGAGCUUGCCCACCCGCGUCACCACCCACCCCAGCCUGCCCGAGGGCGUCCACCCAUUGUCUGCGGUCCCCCUGAGUGAAUCCUGUGUCGGGAUUUCCUGGCAGCCACCCUCCCGGCCAAACGGGCCCAAUUUAAGAUAUGAGCUCCUGAGACGUAAAACCCACCAGCCACUUGCAUCAAAUCCCCCAGAAGAUUUAAAUCGGUGGCACCAUAUUUAUUCAGGAACUCAGUGGUUCUAUGAAGAUAAGGGUCUUAGCAGGUUCACAACCUUCGCGUAUAAAGUGCUUGUCCACAACAGCGUGGGUUUCACGCCCAGCCCCGAAGCGACGGUGACAACGUUAGCGGGUGUCCCACAGAGGGGACCCAAUGUCUCCAUAACUGUCCUUAACCACACGGCCGUAGAUGUGCGAUGGGACAAACCAACUUUGCAAGACCUACAAGGUGAUGUGGAACAUUACACACUUUUUUGGAGUUCUGCUACCUCAAACGACUCUCUCCAGCUCCUCCCCGAUGUAACUUCUCAUGUCAUUGGCCACUUAAGUCCGAACACGGAGUAUCGGAUUUUUAUCUCUGCCUUCAAUGGAGUCCACAGCAUCACCAGCGAUGUGCUGCACGCAACCACUCGCGGUGGGGAGCCUCGGGGCAUGCUUUCUCCAGAGGUUGUCAUCAUCAACAGUACAGCUGCACGUGUCACCUGGAUGUCUCCUUCACACCCAAAUGGUGUUGUCACUGAUUAUUCUGUGUAUGUAAAUAACCAGCGCUACAAGACCGGAAUGAAUGAGCCUGGGUCUUUCAUUCUCCGAGACCUGUCUCCCUUCACUGUCUACGACAUUCAGGUUGAAGUCUGCACAAAAUACGCUUGUGUGAAAAGCAAUGGAACCCAAAUCACCACCAUGGAAGACACUCCAGGCGAUAUACCAAUACCCACAAUUCAUAGCAUCACGUCAAGAUCCCUUCAAAUUGAUUGGGUGGCUCCAGGGAGACCAAACGGCGUCAUUCUCGGAUACGAAGUCUUGCGGAAAACGUGGUACCCGUGCCCUACACCCCAGAAGAAUCCCCGUGGUGAGCCCUGCCAGGCCGUGAUGUGUCAAAACCAUGAAACUGUCUGUGGACACAGGUGCUAUUCUCCUGAAACUAAGGUUUGUUGUGCCGGAGUUCUCCAUGACGCCCGGCCGGGACACCGGUGUUGUGGUGAGAAGUAUGUCCCUUUCGUCUUGAAUUCGACUGGCGUUUGUUGCGGAGGCCGAAUACAAGAGGCACGUGCGGACCAUCGCUGCUGCUCUGGGUAUUACAUUAGAAUUCUCCCAGGGGAAGUGUGCUGUCCAGACGAGUGGCACCGCCGGGCGGCCGCGGGCCUCGGGGAUGCCUGCUGUGGCGGAGCGCCCUACUCCACGGCGGGAAGGCAGAUCUGCUGUGCGGGGAGGCUUCACGACGGCCGCGGCCAGCGGUGCUGUGGGGGACAGGUCAUCCCCAAGGAGCUCGAGUGCUGCGGGGGAGCGGAGGAGGGGCUGGUGUACAGCCGCCUUCCAGGGAUGUUGUGCUGCGGGCGGGAUUACGUGAACGCGUCGGAGACCCUCUGCUGCUCGGCCCCCAGCGGGGAAUCGAAAGCGCACGCUAGGAAGCACCGCCCCGUGCCGGCGAAGUGCUGCGAGACGCGGCUCAUUCCGCAGAGCCAGCGGUGCCGUCGCGGAGUUGGCUACGACCCCCUGAAACACGUCUGCCCCGACGGGGCUUCCACCGGAACCACGACGGAGGGCCCCGAAGCCUGCGGGACUGUCUGCCCGGCCUCUAGGGAGGCCACCGCACGUUGCGGCAGGUGUGACUUCAACGCCACCAGCCACCGGUGCGCUGUGGUCCGAGCAUCUCAGGAUCCCACAGGGAAGGCAUCAGGGGGAGGAAUGUGCUCCUCUGGGGAAGAGACUGUUCAUGCAGGACGCGCAAGUGCAUUCUCCUUCACAGAUGUGAACCUGGAGCCCUACACGACGUACGAGUACAGGGUCUCUGCUUGGAACGGCCACGGGCGAGGCUUCAGCCAAGCUGUCCGGACCAGCACGAAAGCAGAUGUGCCUCAAGGAGUGCGUCCCCCUCGGUGGAUCCAGAUGAACCGCCUUGAGGAUGGAAUCGUCUUACACUGGAAGGAACCUGUACAACCAAACGGUCCGAUCCUUCACUACACUCUUCUCCGAGACGGAAUGGAGCUUUUUCGGGGAACAUCACUGAGCUUCUCUGAUACGAAGGGGAUUCAGCCUUUUCGGGAAUAUUCCUACCAGCUGGAAGCUUGCACAGUCGCUGGCUGUGCCACCAGCAGCCAGGUAGUUGCAGCUACAGCCCACGGAGUGCCGCAGAGCGUCCUGCCCCCGAGGAUCACAGCGCCCCGCGCAGACGCUCUGCGCCUGAGCUGGGGCGCGCCGGAGAAACCGAACGGCGUCAUUACAGAGUACCGGCUCCGGCAGGUUGGGAAAGGUGUCAUCUACUCUGGCACCGCUGACAGGAGGCAGCAUACGGUCACAGGUCUCCAGCCAUACACCAACUACAGCUUCACUCUCGCGGCUUGUACAUCUGCUGGGUGCGCUUCGAGCGAGCCUUUUCUAGGUCAGACUCUGCAGGCAGCACCUCGAGGAGUUUGGACGACACCGCGGCACGUUGUCAUCAACUCCGCCGCCGUGGAACUAUACUGGGGUCCGCCGGAGAAGCCCAACGGCCUCGUUUCUCAGUAUCAGCUGAGUCGCAACGGAACCUCGGUUUUCCUGGGUGGCGGCGAGGAGCGGCGUUUUGUGGAUAAAAACUUGGAGUCCAACAGCAGAUACAUGUACAAGUUGAAAGCCACCACUGGAGGUGGCAGUAGUUUUAGCGGCGAGUACCUGGUCCGGACACCACUCCUGACACCGGAAGACAUCCAGCCUCCGCAUAACAUCACAGUCACUGGGCCCGACUCCGUGUUCGCAGCUUGGACGCCACCAGGGAUCCUUAUCCCCCAGAUGCCUGUGGAGUUCAAUGUCUUACUGAAUGCUGGGAGCGAGGCACCUCUCUCCUUCCCUGCGGGUCACCGUCGGUCUGUCCUGCUGGAGAACUUGACUCCAUUCACACAGUAUGAGAUCAGGAUACAAGCAUGUCAAAACGGGAGCUGCGGGGUCGGCAGGAGGAUGUUUGUCAGAACACCGGAAGCAGCCCCCAUGGACCUGAGUCCCCCCGUUCUCAAGGCCCUGGGGCCGGCUUGCAUAGGGGUGACGUGGAAGCCGCCCGGACAACCCAACGGAGUCAUCAUCGACUACCUCAUUCACAGACGUCCUGCUGGCAUGGAAGAGGCGGCCCAGGUGUUCGUCUGGGCGGAAGGAGCCCUGGAAUUUACCGAUGCUGGGGGUGCCCUGCGGCCUUUCAUGCUCUACGAGUAUCAGGUCCGAGCCCGGAACUCCAGGGGCUCGGUGGCGAGUCCGUGGUCCUCGGCACGCACGCCGGAGGCCCCGCCCCAGGAUCUGCCUGCACCCUGGGCUCGAGCCACGGGCGCUCACUCGGUGCUGCUGAACUGGACGGGGCCGGGCUCUCCCAACGGCGUCAUUGCCCAGUACCACGUGGUCUACCAAGAGAGACCAGAGGACCCCACGCUGCACAGCUCGACCGUGCGUGCUUUCACAGUGAUGGGAACAAGCCAUGAGGCCCACCUGUUUGGGUUAGAGCCCUUCACGACGUAUCACGUUGGCGUGGUGGCCGCCAACCAGGCCGGGGAAGUUUCGAGCCCCUGGACUGCAGUUCAGACGCUGGAAUCCUCCCCGAGUGGACUGAGCAGCUUCACCGUGGAACAGAGAGAGAACGGCCGGGCCUUGUUACUUCGGUGGCCGGAGCCUGUGAGGACCAACGGUGUGAUUAAGACGUACCGCAUCUUCAGUGACGGGACGCUGGAGUACACGGGCCUGAACCGGCAGUUUCUCCUCCGGCGCCUGGCCCCUGCCACGGCCUACACGCUGACGCUGGAGGCCUGCACCCGGGCGGGCUGCGCGCGGUCGGCGCCCCAGCCCGUGCGCACCGCCGAGGCCCCGCCCCACGCUCAGCCGCCUCCCCGGGUCCAGGCCGCGGGCUCCACCAGCGUCGAGCUGACCUGGCCUGAGCCCGCUCACCCAAACGGAAAGAUAAUUCGCUAUGAAGUGAUUCGCAGAUGCCUCGAGGGAAGAGCUGGGGGGAAUCGGACCACCCAGGCCGAUGAGGACACUGUUUUCACGGAAUAUAGGACUGAAAGGAGCGCCUUUGUGUAUAACGACACCGGCUUGCAGCCGUGGGAGCCCUGCGAGUACAAAAUCCGCACGUGGAAUGCAGCAGGCGGUACCUGUAGCUCGUGGGCGGCGGUCAGGACCAUGCCGGCGCCUCCCGAAGGUCUCUCUCCACCCCAGCUCACCUAUGUGUCUCUGCGUCCCCCCAGACUGCUGGUUUCCUGGGUCCCCCCGGAGCGGCACAACGGCGUCAUCCAGUCCUAUCGGCUUCAGAAGAACGGGGCGCCCUGCCCGCUCAGCUUCGAUGCCGCGACUUUUCAUUACACCGAUGAAGAGCUGCUCCCUUUUGCCACGUACACGUACGCGGUCACAGCGUGCACCAGCGGAGGCUGCCGCACCAGUCCGCCCACCAGCGCCGUGACGCCGGAGGCCGCUCCAGCGGGGGUCAGCCCCCCAGCCCUGCGCGCCGUCAGUGCCACUGAGAUCAAUGCGUCUUGGUCGCCGCCAUCCAUCCAAAACGGAAAGAUCACCGACUACGUACUCCGGUGUGACGGUCAGGAGCACCUCGCUGGGCAGAGCCUGUCCCUGCUGAUCGCUCACCUGCAGCCUCACACUCAGUAUCACGUCUCCCUGGUAGCCUGCACGAGCGGAGGUUGUGCGGCUAGUGUGUCACGAUCUGCCUGGACCAUGGAGGCCCCGCCGCGGGACAUGGACCCCCCCAAAUUGCAAGUCACAGGCUCCGAGUCCAUUGAAAUCACCUGGGAGCCUCCAAGAACCCCAAACGGCCACAUCCAAAGUUACGAACUUAGGAGGGACGGAACCAUCGUCUACACCGGCCUGGAAACCCGCUUCCACGACUUCACUCUGACCCCAGGCGUGGAGUACGGCUACACGGUCGCUGCCAACAACAGCCAGGGGGGCGUUCUGAGUCCGCUCGUCCAGGAGCGAACCAGCCCCUCGGCGCCUUCAGGGAUGGAACCCCCAAAAUUACAGGCCCGUGGUCCUCAGGAGAUCUUAGUGAACUGGGACCCCCCUGUGAGGACCAAGGGCCACAUCGUCAACUAUACCCUCUUCGUCCGUGAGCUGCUUGAAAAGGAAACAAAAAUCAUACACAUAAAUACCACUCAUGACUCGUUUGGGACACGGGCGUUCGUGGUAAACCAGCUGGAGCCGUUUUGCAGGUACAAAGUUCGGGUCCAGGCCUGCACCGUGCUGGGGUGUGCGUCGAGUGACUGGACACGCACCCGGACACCCGAGGCAGCUCCUGCCAUGCAGCCUGCCCCGCACCUGGAGGUGCGGUCGGCUCCGGGAGGACUGCGGCCCACCGUUUCCCUUCGGUGGACGGGACCGCUUCAGCCAAAUGGACGCGUUUUGUACUACGAGCUGUACCGGAGACACGUCGAGACCCAGCCUGGACGGCCGAACCCAGUGCUGGCCUACAACGGAAGCGCCAGCUCCUUCGUGGAUUCCGAUCUCCUGCCUUUCACAGAGUACGAGUACCAGGUCUGGGCGGUGAAUUCAGCAGGGAAAGCCCCCAGUAACUGGACGCGGUGUAGGACCGGGCCCGCCCCCCCGGAAGGUCUCAGGGCCCCCAGGUUCCACGAGGUGUCCUCCACGCAAGCGGUGGUCAACAUCAGCGCCCCUGGGCAGCCCAACGGGGUCAUCAGUCUCUACAGGUUGUUCUCCAGCAGCACCGGCGAGGCCGAGGUGGUGCUGUCGGAAGGCCCGGCCGCCCAGCAGACCCUCCGCGGCCUGCGGCCCUUCACCACCUACCGCGUCGGAGUGGAGGCCUGCACCUGCGCCGGCUGCUGCAGCAGGGGCCCCACCGCGGAGCUGAGGACACGCCCCGCCCCGCCCUCGGGCCUGUCCUCGCCCCAGGUCCACGCGCUGGCCUCCAGGACGGCCUCCUGCCAGUGGGGGCCCCCGCUCUUCCCCAACGGCGUCAUCCUAAGCUAUGAGCUCCAGCUGCACGGGUCUUGCCCUCCGGAUGCAGACGCCCCCUGCACCCCCAGCCAGCCGCAGACAAAGUACAGGGGGCUGGGGCCCACAGCCAGCCUGGGUGGGCUGCAGCCCUACACUGCCUACAGGCUGAGGGUCGUGGCCCACAACGAGGCGGGCAGCGCGGCUUCCGAAUGGACCAGCUUCACCACUCAGAAAGAACCGCCGCAGUACCGAGCCCCCUUCUCGGUGGACAGCAACCUGACCACGGUGCGUGUCGACUGGAGCGGCUCCUUCCUCCUGCACGGCCCGCUGAAGGAGUUCGUGCUGACCGACAGGGACCAGCGCCUGUACCGGGGCCUGGACACCGCCCUCCACCUCCCCAGGAUGGCGGGCAGAACCUUCUUCUUCCAGGUCACGUGCACCACGGAGGAAGGGAGCAUCAAGACACCGCUCAUCCGGUACGACAGCUCCACUGGACUGGGCCUGGUGCUGACCACGCCGGGAGGGAAGACGGGGCCCAGGAGCGGUGGCGCGGAGUUCUACAGCGAGCUGUGGUUCAUCGUGCUCAUGGCAGUCCUGGGCCUCAUCCUGCUGGCCAUCUUCCUGUCGCUGAUCCUGCAGAGGCGGGUCCACAGGGAGCCCUACGUCAGGGAGAGGCCGCCCCUGGUGCCUGCUCAGAAGAGGAUGUCCCCACUGGGCGUCCACCCGCCGCGGGAAACCCACGUGGGCAUGGCCGACACCAAGAUCCCGCGGGCCGGGGCGCGCGUGAGCCUGCGGAGCAACCGCAGCAUCUCCGUCCUCCGCAUCCCGAGCCAGAGCCAGCUCAGCCGCGCCUACUCCCACAGCUCCCUGCACCGCAGCGUCAGCCAGCUCAUGGACCUUCACGACAAGAAGGUCCUGGUGGACGACUCGCUGUGGGAAACCAUCAUGGGCCACGACAGCGGAUUGUACGUGGAUGAAGAGGACCUGAUGAACGCCAUCAAGGGCUUCAGCUCGGUGACCAAGGAGCACACCACGUUCACCGACACCCACCUGUAGCGCACGGAAGCCUGCGAAACGUGAGUGGGACAGGGAGGCGGGCUGACCUGACACAGUGUGAAGGCUAGGAGCUGUCGCUUGUUAUUCCGUGACCCCUUAAGGAAAUGAGAAUUGUGUUCGACCUUGCUCCUCCCCUGUAGAGGUCUAAGAAAUGUUAUUUUUCUGGUUGUCUGUAGUGAAGGGUCCCAUCCCUAGGAAAAUACUUCUUUCCUGGAAGCUAAAACCACAGGCACUUUUCACUGGCUCUGGCUGGCAGCGCGGCCAUGGGUUACAUGGAUAACUGGCCCUCUCCAGCAGGCCCGAGCUGGUGGAAGGGAGCAGCUUGGAGUCGCACCAAUUCAGAGCUCAUCACUGCAGCUUCCGUCCACCUCCUUUGUCCGUGAGGUCGGCAGGGCCCUGUGAGGAGCACCCCGGCUGCAGGGCAAGCCGAGUCAGGGGGAGAGGAGUGACCCUGCAGUGCGGCUGCACCCUGGGCGGAGGGGUUCUCUUAGUUACAGCGCUUCCAGCUGCUCGCCACACCUCUUGUUAGCACAUCACAUACAGUUACGAAUAAAUGCCUCUUCCUAACGGCCGUGGAGUCUGGGAACAGGCUGGGUAAGUACUCGAUGUUGUGCUUUAAUUUUCUUACUUGCCCACCCAACUUGUACGUAAAGACAGACAGAGCAGAUAAUUACAACUGUUAGUAACACUGAACGUGUGCUUU